AUGAGCAAUUUCGGUGCUACAAUGAUUGUGUCAGUGCAGUCCAUCGGGACAACCGCCACCCUGGCGAGUGCUGGAUUCUACUUGCAUCGUCGUGGCUUUGUAUUAGGCAGUCUCUCCAAGAAAACCAUGGCAUUCCUCUCUCAGCAGGUGGCAAUCCCUGCGCUCUUGUUGACAAACCUCAUAUCAUGCGUCGAGGAUCCAAUAAACCCCGACCAAUGCUUUACAGUUACAGAUAAUUUCGAUCAAGGGCUUUGGGUUUUCUUGGUUUGGCCCCUCUACGUAAUCUCUUGGGGGGCUACCAUUGGAUGCCUACUGGCGACUUUGACAAGAACGCCUAAGGCGCAGAAGAGGCGUCGAGCUGUCAUCGCUGCCACUGCUUUUGGAAAUUCUACCGGUCUACCUCUUACCUUGCUGCUUGCUAUACAGGCCAGCUCGCCACCCGACUCUCCGGUUGUACAGACCGAUCCAACGGUUCUGAUCUCCUGCUACAUGAUCAUGCAACCCAUCAUUCAAUGGGGAAUUGGUGGUUUCAUUUUCCCCAAAGAAGACCAAGAGCAAGACGCAGAUGCCGCCAGAAAGCGUAGCAGAUCAAUUGACGUAGAAGAACAAGGGCGAUCAAACAAUCUCGGAGUUGACGUCGAGGUUCCUUCGUCCCCAAAGAUUGAGGAUGAGGCCAAUCUUGCGGAAAGAUCCUUGGAACCCUGCAUCAUUCCAAUGAGAACACGGAUACAUGCCGAAGAACUCGCUCGAAAGUUCCUUCAGGUGGUCUCCAACUUUUUGCAACCUCCCGUCAUUGGCGCCCUGAUUGGCCUCUUCAUUUCUGCAAUACCCGCGUUGAGAGGACUGUUUGUGAACUUGAAUACAUCCGACUCUACUCCUGUCCCAUUGGAGUGGCUCUACAAUGGAUUACAUACCGUGGGCCAGGCUGCAAUCCCAAUGAACAUGGUCAUUCUAGGGAUCAACUUAUCCAUCGCACUUGGGGAUACAAAUCCGUUCCGAUGUUUGUACUUCAUGCGACGAAUUGGGCCCCAAGCUUCCAAAAGAGCUUCUUGCGCAGAAGGCACGACAUCGCUGCCUGCGGAAAUCAAGACUCAUAACGACGACAAGAAACCUGCCGACGAGGCACCUGGGAUGACCAUUUGGACCAUCUUGGCGGUCAUCAUGGGGAAAUUAGUGUUCAUGCCUGCAGUGGGCGUAGCUUCUGUCAUAGGCUUGAAACAAUUCAUGGUCGUUCCUCCCGAAAUCGCGGGAUCCCUGCAGUUGGUCCUGAUGCUCGUCUUUAUCACACCAACCGCAAACAAUCUGAUGAUACUGGUGGAGCUUUCGGCUGGUGCACAAGUUAAACAAGACAUGGCCAAGUUGAUUGCUUGUCAGUAUCUUGUAGCUCCAGUUCUUCUGAGCCUGAGUGUGGCAGUCGUGGUGCUGGUCGCAACCACCUAA
Seminavis robusta is the source of this 1440-nucleotide messenger RNA. NCBI's taxonomy places the organism in Eukaryota, Bacillariophyta, Bacillariophyceae, Naviculales, Naviculaceae. The record is from the annotation of a GenBank genome assembly.